Molecule: messenger RNA, 798 nt
Organism: Engraulis encrasicolus (European anchovy)
Lineage: Eukaryota; Metazoa; Chordata; Actinopteri; Clupeiformes; Engraulidae
Product: NACHT, LRR and PYD domains-containing protein 1 homolog
Exons: 4
Coding region: 1-798 (265 amino acids)
Source: RefSeq, a predicted model, not a curated record
AUGGAGAUGAGAUGUAGUGAAGAGGUGGGCAGUUAUUCUGAUGGUUCAUUUCGUACCUUGAGAAGGGAGAUUCCAGCAGCAGCAGCAGCAGCAGCAGCAGCCUCCAGUAGCAGCUCCCACUCCUCAGAUGCUGCAGAGCUGCACCUCACACACAACACCCAGCAGCAUCCAGGAGCACAGCUGCUCUCUACUCACACUCCCACGGAGGAUGGCCCUGGUGAUGACACACAGAGGGGCUGUGAAUGCUGUGCUGCAGUUCCAGACACCAGCCACUGGGUCCUGGUGGAGCCUGAGGUCUCCACAGAGAAGAGCAUCUCAACCUACAGCCUGAGCUCUGCUGCAGGGAGCUAUGAGUGCUCAGAGUCCAGUCUGCGUUGGUCGUGUGUUGGUCCAGUCACCCUGCAGUAUCGCUUCAUGGACUGGUACAUGUUUACUGAAGAGCUAGCCAACAUGCAAUACAGUCCAGCUGGUCCUUUGAUGGACAUCAAACUUCCGUCAGGAGCGCUGGAGGAGAUCCAGCUGCCUCAUUUCCUGUGUUUGGGGGGCGUCAAGGCCGCAGAAAAUUUUGUCAGUCUCCUACACGGACGGGAUAGUGGAGUGUGUGUGGAGAAGUGUGAGGUGACCCGGCAUCAUAUCAGGUUUCUCCAGCCUUCCCUGUCUCCAGUAGGAUCAGUGUACUCCAUUCCGUCUCCCCACUCUCUUUCCCAACCUUUGGUGCCUAACUCCUCUAUGUCUCACCCUUCAAUAUCUCACCCUGUGUCUCAUCCUUUGAUGCCUCACCCUUCUAUCCCACUGUGA